AUCUUUUGUUAGGAUUUCUUAGUGGUCAUUCCGACUACUACACACAUGUUACAGGAAACUACCAGGAGAAGCUUAUGAUCGGAUUCGACCUUAUGGAAAAUGACCGACCAGCAAACAUAUCGAAAUACAAUGGUACUUACUCAACACAUUUAUUUGGCUCGAAAGUAAAAGAUAUCAUAAAUGGACAUGGCCUUGAAAAGCCGAUGUUCAUCUACAUAUCAUUCCAAGCUGUCCAUGCACCAUUGCAAGUUCCAGAAAAAUACGUAAGACAGUACAACCAUAUAAAGGAAACAAACAGGAGGCAGUAUGCAGGAAUGGUGUCAUGUAUGGAUGAGUCCAUAGGCGAGAUAGUGGAUACAAUGAAGAAACGUGGGAUGUGGGAUAACACAUUGCUUAUCUUUACCACCGGUAUUAUAUAGAUAUUUAUACAUUUUAGAAAGAAAAUGUUUAGUAAAUCCGUGUAAUUUCCCCUGUGGGUUUUGUUUUACUGAACGUGCAUAUGCGGUGACCCACUGUGUUCGUUUAUUUCUUUGUUUUGUCAUCAUGUGUUUGCUUUGCGUGUGUGUACGUCUGAACGUAAAGCCUUAAUAGCUGUUAUUCUUGCUAAAUAUUUUAGUUUUCUUCUCUUCCAAUAAGAAAUGGUGUUCUCUAUACUUGUUGUCUUUUUCUGAAAAUCCAGUUCAAUUAUUUUAUUUAUAUCAAUAUCAAAUUUGAUACCAAACAGCAUAAAUUGUGUAUCUCCCCAAGAAAGUUUCAGUUUCAUUUCAUUUUGAUCGACCGUGUACUAUACUUUAAGGAACCAAUCCAAACAAUUUUUGUUUUGUCAAAAUUAACUUUUAGGCCGGAUAUUAAAGCGAGCUGAUUUAGCAGAUCCAUAUAAAAACAGUUUUCAGGGGCUUUUCUGAGCCAUCUAAAAGUAGGGAGGUGUCGUCAGGAAAUUGUAAAAUGACGUAUUUCUCUCCGUUUAUUUUGAUACCUGAGAUAUAUAUAUACAUUGCUUUAUUUUAAUACUUAAAAUUUCAGCACAAACGAUAAAAAUUUACGGCGAUAUUGGGUCUCCUUGUCUACAGUCUCGUUUAACUGAGAAAAAAAAGCUUGACAAAAAACCAUUAAGUGAUACACAAACCUUAGUAUUAAAUAAAAAAAAAACAGCUUGACCAAUCUUAUAAACACUUCACAAAAUUAAAAGAAUGACAAUGUUUUCCCAACGGAACUAAAGGAUAAAGAGUCAAAAGCUUUUUCAAAAUCAAUAGGCAUCAUUAAUCCAGGAAUAUUUUUGUCUCCACAAUACUUCAUAAUAUCAUAAACUAAGCGAGUAUUUCACCAAUAUAUCUAUUCUUAAUAAAUUCAGUUUGAUCAUUAGACACUAGAACACUUUUUUAAAUUCAUUUGAUAUGUUACCUGAAGGUGCCCGCCCGCUUAGCUCAGUAGGGAGAGCGUCGUUGGUCUACGGAUUGUGGGGUCGCGAGUUCAAUUCCCGGGCGGGGCGUAUGUUCUCCGUAACGAUUUGAUAAAAGACAUCGUGUCUGAUAUCAUUCGUCCUCCACCUCUGACAAUUCAUAUGGGGAAGUUGGCAGUUACUUGCGAAGAACAGGUUUGUACUGGUACAGAAUCCAGGAACACUGGUUAAGUUAACUGCCCGCCGUUACAUGACUGAAAUACUGUUGAAAACGGCGUUAAACCCUAAACAAACAAACAAAAGCUACCUGAAGGUAAUUUUAUACUACUUUAAACAAUGUUAUUAGCCUCUAAUUCUUGAGAUAAUGCAUUAGCUUAUUAUCUUUUUGUAAUUGUUACAAGUUUCAUAUUUUUAGGAAAGGGGUUCAUAACAAAGGCCUAAUGUAAUGUUCUCACAAUAAAGUUUUCAAUUCUGUUCCAAAAUAUUUC
Molecule: messenger RNA, 1887 nt
Organism: Mercenaria mercenaria
Lineage: Eukaryota; Metazoa; Mollusca; Bivalvia; Venerida; Veneridae
Product: arylsulfatase B-like
Exons: 3
Coding region: 75-419 (114 amino acids)
Source: RefSeq, a predicted model, not a curated record